UGUCCACCGAUGCAGCACGACUGAGUUUCAGGAGUUGUGCUCACUCCUUCGAGAGUGAACGCAGAAUUUUGGACAAACCAGGCAGUCACUGUCAAAAUUUUGAUUUUUAUUUGUUCGUCUGUCCACCCAGCAUCGAUCAGGUUAUCAUAACCAUGACCAGCGGGACAAAAAUAACUGAUGACUUGUUCCUCAGGCACCAUCCACGUUACGUUUUCUCUCGCAUACAUCGGCUUAAAUUUCAAAGAAAUACUGUACCGCCAUCGAAUUAGAUCAACAGUUACAAUUUAUUCGGAACGUCAGUGAGUCGUUGUACCAUUGAAAAAGAGUCAAUCAAAUGUCUGCGGAAGAUUUCAACCAAACGAAUUCACAUUAUACGCGUUAUAGACUGAGAUGAACUUGGACGAGGGUCUCAAUUUCACCAAAGCAGCUACGCAGAAAAUACUUAACAAGUUGGUUUAUAGCAAGCAUCCAGCCACCGUGACUGUAAUCGAGAUAUCAGCAGUGAUUGGUAUAGUGGUGUGGGCUGCUGGUUAUCGGCUAAUUAGGCCAUGCAUGUUCCUCGCUGGAUUUGUUCUAGGAUUCCUCAUUUUCUACGUAUUCAGCCCACUGAUCUUUAAGACACAACUGUGCUGUGGUCCUAACGGGAAGGAAAUAGCCCACGUUUUGUUCAGUGCAUUGGUCGGUGUGUUUGGUGGAUUUUUAGGAUGUCGAUUAUACAGACUUGGUGUGUUCACAAUUGGAGAGUGUCUAGGACUGCUGGUUGGCCUUACAAUUCUUAGCACUCCGCUGUACAAGUACUUUCACAGUAACAUUGCCUACGCCGCUUUGAUGGCAACAGUUUCACUCAUGUUCGGAUCGCUGGCUCACUUCUAUGAGAAACCGGUCGUAGUCAUAGCAACAGCUUGCGCUGGAUCAUUUGCUGUGUUCUAUGGUGGGCAUAACUGACGUACACUUCCUACUCAUAAAGCUUUCUAAAAAGGCCGUAAAUCCUCCAUUUUAUCAUCACGACAUACAUGACAAUGAGUCUCUCUAAGGUUACCCUUUCAUCCCUAAGAGUGACAGUAGGCCCAAUUUCUCCUUAAGAUAUCACCCCUUAAUUACUCUUUCAGUUCAUAAGGAAAAAAGAAAGCUCUUGAUUCUUAAAAGACUUCUCGUUAUCAGCAG
Molecule: messenger RNA, 1164 nt
Organism: Pocillopora damicornis (cauliflower coral)
Lineage: Eukaryota; Metazoa; Cnidaria; Anthozoa; Scleractinia; Pocilloporidae
Cellular component (GO): plasma membrane
Source: RefSeq, a predicted model, not a curated record